UUUUCUUUUUUUUUUAUUUGAGUUUCCGCAUUUCAAAUCAUGACACCAAUGACAACCAAUACAUGUUUACUGUCUUCAGAAUGGUUAUCCCAAACGGAAAAUGUUGGGUGUGUUUCGUUAAAAGACCUCGUUUAUCAUGAAGAUUUAGUAUCCAUGGUUCAGUUCAAUUUCAUGAUUGACCUGGACUUUUUAACGUCUCACAUGCAUCCAGCCGUCAUUAUCAAGCAAAUUCCUAUUGUCGUUAUACACGGUUUAAGAGAAUCUGCACCUAUUUUAAAAGAACAAGCAAAACAAUACCCAAAUGUAAAAGUAGCCACGCCAUUUAUGAGGGAUAAAUUUGGGACUCACCACACAAAAGCCAUGAUUUUAUUCUUUCGUGAUGUACAGACGGGUGUGGAGACGGCCCAGAUCGUCAUCAUGACCGCCAAUAUGGUAGAAGCAGAUUGGAAGACAAUGACUCAAGGUGUGUACCGAACGCCUCGCUGUUGCUUGAAGCAACCCAUCGCUUCUUCUCCAAGCAUCCAUGCUACAACCACGCAUGCCCCCUCCCCCUCCCCCUCUGCCUCUGCCUCCGCCACGAGCACCAGCACCAGCACCAGCACCAGCACGAGCACGAGCACCGCAACGACACGUACAUCCGCCUUUGAAAAAGACUGGAUCCACUACUUGCAAGCCUACCGACUCCCUCUUCUCCUGCCUAUCAUCACGAAACUACAGCUCUUUGAUUGGUCCCCUUGCAAAGCUGUCCUCAUUGCCUCUGUGCCUGGAUACCAUCGUCAACGUUCGUUUGCAGAUUGGGGCCUUGAAAGACUGGCGUCCGUACUGAGAAAGCAUGUCCGUGUCCCCACCACAGCGGCGCCCACUUCCCAUCAGAUCAUCCUCCAAUGCUCCAGUAUGCCUCAUUCUCCCGAACGCUGGUUCAAACACGAUGUCUGUGAAGCCAUGUCUGAACUCAAAAACAAACACAGCACCCUUUUCCCCAUGAAACCACCAAAGAUAGCCGUGAUCUAUCCUACCCUCGCCACCGCAGACCACAGUUUGACCGGCCUGGACAUGAGCGGCGGUUUCUUGCGAUUCGAUGCUUCCUCCUACGACAAAAACCACACAUGGCUCGAUCCCUACCUCUAUGACUGGAAGAGCGAACGCGCCGGUCGUGCCACCCUCAUGCCUCACAUCAAAACCUAUACGCGUGUGUAUCAACAACGCCGUGGCGCCAAGCGACCCGACAAGGACAGUAGUGCUCCUCCUUUUUAUAUCGCCUGGCAUCUGCUGACCUCGGCCAACCUGAGCCGAGCCGCCUGGGGUGAAUAUCAAAAAAAUAAAUCGCAGAUUUACGUGAAAAGCUUUGAAUGUGGUGUCUUGUUUUAUCCUGCCUUAUGGGAGGAGGACAACGACAACAAAGACACACGUGAGGUCAUCAUGGUACCCGCUUGGCGAGAGGACCUAGCACGCAUGUCUGAUGCCAACGAGGAGGAGGAGGAGGAGGAAGAAGAAGAAGAAACAGACGUGAAAAAAGUGCAUGUUUGUUUGCCGUUUGAUUUGCCUCUGGUGCAUCAUCCGGGUCCUCGACAAUGUUUUACACGUCGAGCAGAAUAAAAUUCAAUUCCCUCAUAGAAGGCUACGCGGGCCAUGGCCCUCUUUUUAUUGUGUUGACUUUUAUU
Messenger RNA from Mycotypha africana, 1661 nucleotides. Its product is annotated as tyrosyl-DNA phosphodiesterase I. Gene Ontology annotation, cellular component: nucleus. Gene Ontology annotation, molecular function: single-stranded DNA binding; double-stranded DNA binding; 3'-tyrosyl-DNA phosphodiesterase activity. The coding region runs from base 40 to 1596 and encodes 518 amino acids. Lineage: Eukaryota; Fungi; Mucoromycota; Mucoromycetes; Mucorales; Mycotyphaceae. Gene Ontology annotation, biological process: single strand break repair; double-strand break repair. The transcript has 8 exons. The record is from RefSeq and is a predicted model, not a curated record.